Messenger RNA from Sinocyclocheilus grahami, 575 nucleotides. RefSeq names its product protein RD3-like. Bases 11 to 457 code for a protein of 148 amino acids. The record is from RefSeq and is a predicted model, not a curated record. The transcript has 4 exons. Lineage: Eukaryota; Metazoa; Chordata; Actinopteri; Cypriniformes; Cyprinidae.
UGACCCAAAAAUGGUCAAAUUCAAGGUGAGCAGCAGAGGGCCGGUGACAGCAUCGAGCAUGUCGUGGUUCAGCUGGAACGAGCCGUACUAUCGGAGCCCAAGACGUGAGCCGUCUGAAGUGGUUACGGACACCCUGAUGCUGGAGCUGAGCUGGCAGAUGAAGGAGGUCGAGAGACAGCAGCGGGAGCGAGACGAUGAGUAUCGGAGGCUGAAGAGCGGCGUGGACUACAGCUGGCUCAUGAGCACACCACACAGCUCAUUUGACAUCAGCCAAGGAGAGAGACUCGGCCUUGAGGACCUGUGUAGCAAAGUACCACCAUCAUACUGCGGAUCUGUAAUACAAAGGUUUCGGCAGGUGCUGAUGGAGAAUGAGCCUGAGGUGCAGGAGGUUUCCGGACUCUUCCGCUCUCCCGAUAUGAAUAUAAUCCGUGGUGGAAAUAAACUGCGUGGAAUAUAAAUGACUCUUUUUCAUUUCUGUGAUCAGUGCGUCUGAAUCAAUAAAGAUAAACACCACUGCGCAGCCAUCUUGUUUACGUCAUACAACCUACAUUAUCCGGGUACUGUUUAACAGCGCA